GCGGCGGCAGAGGCGGCGGCAGGAAAGAAGCAGCCACAUGCUCCCGAGCGGGGGGUGUUAAAAGUUGAGUCUCGGUUCCGGGCGCUGUAGAGCCGAACAGGUGCUGCUAGCAAGUCAUGAUGGUUGAAUCUGCCUCUGAGACAAUACGUUCCACUCCCUCCAGUCAGAACGGGGUCAGCAGUCUUAACAAUCCAACUGAUGGCAGUGGAGGCGGCGGUGGGUGUGGAAGAGAGGGCGGAGCCAGUGGCGAAACCAAUGGAGAGAUCAGCCCAGUGGAACUCCUUCACUUUCAGCAGCAGCAGGCUCUUCAGGUGGCACGGCAGUUCCUUCUGCAGCAGGCAACAGGGCUGACCUCUCCUAGCAACAAUGAAAAUAAGCAGCCAGCUGUCCAGGUCCCAGUGUCUGUGGCCAUGAUGUCUCCUCAGAUGAUCACACCGCAGCAGAUGCAGCAGAUCCUGUCUCCUCCCCAGCUUCAGGCACUGCUGCAGCAGCAGCAAGCAAUUAUGCUGCAACAGCUGCAGGAAUACUACAAGAAGCAACAGGAGCAACUUCAUCUGCAGCUACUGACUCAGCAGCAAGCUGGAAAGCAGCAAGCCAAAGAGCAGCCAUUAGGGAAUAAGCAGCUGGCAUUCCAACAACAGCUACUGCAGAUGCAGCAGCUGCAGCAGCAGCACCUGUUAAACCUCCAACGACAAGGGCUGGUCAGUUUACAGCCAGGACAAGGCACCGUUCCUCUGCAGACCCUUCCACAAGCUGUUUGUCCCUCAGACCUUCAGCAGCUGUGGAAAGAGGUGACUGCUACUCAGCCUGUAGAAGAUAGCAUCAAGCAAGAAGGACUUGACCUGACCACCAACACCUCCAAUUCUACCUCGUUUUCGGCCGCCAAGGUCUCUCCUUCAAUUUCCCAUCACCCUCUCCCCAAUGGACAGAACGCCAUGCUCGCACAAAGGAGGGACAGCUCUUCUUACGAGGAGACUCCUGGCUCUCACCCUCUGUAUGGACAUGGAGAGUGUAAAUGGCCUGGUUGUGAAACCCUCUGUGAGGACUUGGGACAGUUUGUCAAACACCUCAAUACGGAACAUGCACUUGAUGACCGAAGCACGGCUCAGUGUCGAGUUCAAAUGCAAGUGGUACAGCAGCUGGAAAUACAGCUAGCUAAAGAGAGUGAGCGUCUCCAGGCAAUGAUGGCCCAUCUCCAUAUGAGACCUUCAGAGCCAAAACCCUUCAGUCAACCUCUGAACCUGGUUUCUAGCGUCACCCUCUCCAAGAGCACUUCUGAUACUUUCCCUGAUGGAUUACCUCAUCCCCCCACCUCUGCUACCGCACCCAUUACUCCAUUACGGCAGGGUCCUUCUGUCAUCAGCUCAUCCACUUUACACAGCGUAGGACCCAUUCGCAGAAGGAACUCAGAGAAAUUCUGCACGCCAAUCUCGUCAGAGCUUGCACAGAAUCAUGAGUUUUACAAAAAUGCAGAUGUCCGCCCCCCCUUCACGUAUGCCUCGCUUAUCCGGCAGGCUAUCCUCGAGACACCUGACAGGCAGCUAACAUUGAAUGAAAUCUACAAUUGGUUUACGCGGAUGUUUGCCUAUUUCAGAAGAAACACAGCUACCUGGAAGAAUGCUGUACGCCACAACCUGAGCCUGCAUAAGUGCUUUGUGCGAGUGGAGAACGUCAAGGGAGCUGUCUGGACUGUAGAUGAACUUGAGUACCAAAAGAGAAGGCCACCAAAGAUGACAGGGAGUCCAACUUUAGUCAAAAACAUGAUUUCUGGCCUUAGUUAUGGAGCACUUAAUGCCAGUUACCAGGCAGCCUUGGCAGAAAGUAACUUCCCUCUUCUGAACAGCCCCACCAUGAUGAACACAAGCUCCACUAGUGGCAUGCUGCAUGUGGGUCAUGACGACGUAAGCAGCACUGUAGAACAAGUCAACAGUAAUGGCAGCAAUAGCCCCCGACUUUCACCACAACAGUACAGCCAUCAAGUCCAUGUGAAGGAAGAACCGGCCGAAACAGAGGAUGACAGCAGACCUGUUUCUCUUAUGGCCACAACCAAUCAGAAUGUGACGAUUCCUGAUGAAAGAGACCUGGAGGAGGAAUUGCCAGUGGAAGACUUGUCUUAAGGGCCCUCCCUCCUCAUCUAGGGCCCAGCACUUCCCCAGAGACAAAGCAAUGGCUCCCACCUCCUCAAGGUGACCUUCAGCGUUAUCUUGUUUAAGGCACUUCUGCAAAGCAAAAGGGUUUCCUUGGGUCUACCCAUUGCUGAAGGCACACCUUUUUUUCCCCUCUGUUACAUCCCAGUGACUCUUAAAAAGACAUUCACAGAGGGGGAUGUACAAAGAAAAAAAUACCAGAGUUGAGCUUUUUUCCUUCCUUUCUUUUUAGAUUUUUUUUUAUUUGUAAUUGGUGAACGAGGAUGGUAGGUUGUUUCUGUCCGAAGACUUCUUUGUUUCCCCCCUCUCCCAUCACCCCACCCCUAUGGGGAUAAACAGAAGGUGUCUCGUA
This is a messenger RNA of Euleptes europaea (tarantolino), 2499 nucleotides long. It is a transcript of the gene FOXP4, whose product is annotated as forkhead box P4. Gene Ontology annotation, cellular component: nucleus. The transcript has 17 exons. Gene Ontology annotation, biological process: regulation of transcription by RNA polymerase II. NCBI's taxonomy places the organism in Eukaryota, Metazoa, Chordata, Lepidosauria, Squamata, Sphaerodactylidae. The record is from RefSeq and is a predicted model, not a curated record. Gene Ontology annotation, molecular function: RNA polymerase II cis-regulatory region sequence-specific DNA binding; DNA-binding transcription repressor activity, RNA polymerase II-specific. Bases 117 to 2117 code for a protein of 666 amino acids.